AUGUUGACCAAGGCAUCUCUCUUUCUAUUGCCUUUGGCCCCGACCAUCGUCUCAGCCGGGCUUUUGCCACGCUGGCUGGCCCUGGACCGUCGUACCGAUACCUGUGGCGUGAACGGAUUUGACCGGAAUGCGGGCAAUUACUUCUGGAGUGCGAGCAAGCAAUUAGCAUCAUAUUCUGGUUGCUCAGCCAGAUGUGCUAAGAGUGACCGCUGUGAGAGCUUUGGCUUCAACGAUGAAGUCUGCAUGCUUUUCGACCUCUCUCUGGCUGAGAACUUCGACGAGGAUCAAGAUAGUGAUGUCAAGUACUUUGACGUCGGCUGCAUUCAAGAGGAGGCCUCAACAUCACCCACGGGAAACGCAUCGUCUCCUCUUACUCGUACUACCACGGUAUCAACGGCGACGCGAACCAUCACUCGCAGCAUCGCGCUGGCCACUGGGACUGGGGCCCCAUCGCAACCGAUCAACGGCACAGGCUUCUUCCCCGUGCACAGGACCGCCACGGCUAAUAGGUUCCCACAUGCUCCGACACGCGUGAGCAGUAUCGAGGCUGCUACCCCUACGGCUACCACAGAUGCCUCAGUCACCGAGUCACCCGCAGCCGAGACCAGUGACACCAGCACGAGCACACCCAGCAAUGGCUUCCCACAAAUAAACGAUGGGAUCCUGCCACCGAGCAGGAAUAUCACACUUGCGAACAAUGGCACCAGCAUUUCUCCCAACACCACCAUUGCUUUUAAUGGCACAAGCGCAGAGUAG
Molecule: messenger RNA, 756 nt
Organism: Diaporthe citri
Lineage: Eukaryota; Fungi; Ascomycota; Sordariomycetes; Diaporthales; Diaporthaceae
Exons: 2
Coding region: 1-756 (251 amino acids)
Source: RefSeq, a predicted model, not a curated record